GGGGAUGGGGAGAGGCAUGGGCCAUGGCGGACAAGGACAAGAAGAAACUGAAGGUCACUCUCAAGCUUCCCAAGACACAUAUGAAAUCUCCAGCAACAGCACCUUUACCAGUGGGAGCGCAGGCAGCACCAAAUUCGUCCGCCUCUGCUCUUUCAUUCCUUUCAUCACAAUUCUCGCCUUCACAAGAUCACCGCAAAAAUGUGUCAUCUCAUCAUGCUGGCGCAUUAUCCUCGGCGCUGCAAGCUCAGUCCGCUUCUCACCUCAGAUCGGCAUCGGCAUCGGCCUCUGCGGCAGCACCCGGAUCGGUUGCGGCAUCGACAACGACAUCAGCCCCCGGCAGUGCGUCCAAUGCCCCAAACACUCAACAGCACACGCCUCUUAAGAAGAGGAAGUUCAAGGUCGUCGGCAGAGCGGGGCGCUGGUCGUGGGGGCUCCCAGCGCCGACGAUAAUCUAGCCGGUGUCAGGGAUGGCGCAAUCAGUUUUGCUGCGGCGGCCUCGUCCGGAGCCGCAGCGCGCGCGUCCCCGGCUGCUUAAUUACCACCACCGGCCAAGAAGUCGCACAAGAAACAGGUCAAGCCGGAACCUAAACCUGAAUUGCCUGCGCCUGGUGUCGGGCUAGUGUCUCUCAAGGCCCACCACAACAGACGCAGCUACCGCUGCAACCGAUCUCCAAACCCCUGCUAGAAGGUGUCCUUGACAAGCUGCAAAAGAAAGACACCUAUGGAGUUUUCGCAGAACCUGUGGAUGCGGCUCAGGUUCCGGAUUAUUAUGACGUUAUCAAAGAUCCGAUGGAUUUUGUAACAAUGAGGAAGAAAAUUAACAAGAUCGCUUACUCAACCAUGGAGUCUUUUGAGAGAGGAGCACAAGGUUUCAGAAUAAGAUGCAAGUACCUCAGUCAACCAACGCAAAAGAGCUAAAACAUGACACCGAAGGUUUCUGAUGAGGAGAGCGUAGAAGAGUACAUGUUAAAUACUAUUGAUCAGUACGUGGAUGCUACUGCUGGAGGAUCUGCCAGCAGAUGUUUACACACAUAGCUGCGAGUACGAAUAGUUCCAGGGAGAAUGGUGGACGAACUCUUACUGCACACCUCUUUGAAAAGAUUGCUGAGUUCAUGGAAUCGGAUGUAAAGGCUGCAAUUUGAGAUGGUGAUCUCUGUUGGAACUUACUGAUUAUUUCCAUAGAAUCAAAUGAGUUCGAAUUACAGUGUGC
Messenger RNA from Marchantia polymorpha subsp. ruderalis, 1210 nucleotides. NCBI's taxonomy places the organism in Eukaryota, Viridiplantae, Streptophyta, Marchantiopsida, Marchantiales, Marchantiaceae. The record is from the annotation of a GenBank genome assembly.